Pomacea canaliculata is the source of this 8429-nucleotide messenger RNA. RefSeq lists its product as uncharacterized. Gene Ontology annotation, biological process: positive regulation of actin filament bundle assembly. The record is from RefSeq and is a predicted model, not a curated record. The transcript is spliced from 6 exons. Lineage: Eukaryota; Metazoa; Mollusca; Gastropoda; Architaenioglossa; Ampullariidae. Gene Ontology annotation, cellular component: nucleus; actin cytoskeleton; Z disc. Gene Ontology annotation, molecular function: actin binding. Bases 792 to 3653 code for a protein of 953 amino acids.
ACUUCAGCUGCACGGUGACCAUUUACUUUGUAGAGGUAGGUUUAAUUGGGACAUGAAGUUUGACAUAUGUGAGGGUUCCGUCGAGGUUGUUCCUGACCUUAGGAGAACGUGACCUCGCGUUGGUGACCUCUAGCAGCAUCUCGACCUCCUGACGCGAUUGCUUGUAACUACGUAGCGACCCUCACCCAGGCACUGCAGCAGCGGACUGCGCCGUCCCAUCAGACUUUCAGCAGCAGCAUGCACGUGCACUGAGUGCAGCUGUCGCUCUACCUGCUGCUUGCAGCUGCACAGUGCAGCUCUGCAUGUCACAGCGCAUUGAGCUCCCUUCUCAGCCCCUAGUCGUCAGGCGCAGUGCCGCGGGCCCCUGGUGGUGCACACGCCCGCUGAACGCACGUGCCUCGGUGAGUGUGUGUGCCGCGACUUUGCCUGUCCUCCCUGCUGCCGCGUCCGUGCCGCGCCGCGCCGCUUUGUCGCUGCACGCCGCGUCCUGCAUUAGACUCCUUUGCCGCUUGAGCUUUCUAGUCGCCGCCUCUUAGAGUACACCGGAGGUAAGGCUGCAAACAACUGAGGGAACUAAACUUUCUGCAGCCUUCCUUACUAUAAGUUUCAGCUGGGCUAGUGAAGACCACAAGAUUACACCUACGACUCGUCCCGAAUCCUGAAAAGUUCCCCAGCACCUGGGUACAGAUGGCCGUGUGAGGGUCACGUGACGCUGGCAGCUCACAAGGCCACAGACAGGUCAACAUCAAAGAGCCGGGAGUAGGUAACGGGUACAUAUGCACUAGGUUGCCAUGGUGAGCGGGGACAACGUGACGGUGACCCUGACCGGCGGAGCACCAUGGGGCUUUCGGCUGACAGGCGGCGGGGCGCUGCCACUGGAGAUCUCCAAGAUCCGGAAGAAGAGCCAGGCGCAUGCGCAGGGCCUGCGCGAAGGUGACGCAGUAGUGAGCAUCAACGGCAUUCCGGUCCACGACCGCACACACGACCAGGCGCUGGACCUCAUCGACCACGCCGGCGACACGCUUACCCUCCAGAUCUACAGAGGUGAAGCCGAUGAUCUGGGACAGUUGCUCGCGUCCAACAAGCCCGCCCCUACCCUGGCGCCCUUCCUUCCUCCAGGAACUGUCAAGGAAAGGUCACCCACCAUGACGUCAUCAGCCUCUUCCGUGGCGACCUACGAUGACGGCAGCACGCAGAGACGGGUGACGCAGGACAUUUUCGUCGAGCAGGACGUGGGGCUGAGGAAACAGACUUUCGUUAGGAGGGAGGAGACUACCUCCGUCAGCACCACCACGAGCGGUGGAGGCGAGAUCAAGGUGGUUGACGGCGAGGUCAUCAUCCCAGUGGACACAAUCAUUACCUGCGACAGCUUCAACGGCGGCAUGUCUGUGGAGACGUCAUCAACUACACAGCGCAAGACCUCCGAGGCAGUCAUACAGCUACAGCGGCCAGGUGCGACAACUCUAGCAACUACUUCUCCUCGUCCCUCUCCAGCAGUGUCUCCAAAGCCGGAACCCGUGAAGUCGUCAUCGCCCUUAGUCGUUCCCAAACCAACUUUCAAAGCGGUCGCUCCUAAGACACCCCCACCAGUAGCACCCAAGCCCUCCGUUGCACCACAGGUGCCUCCCAAACCCAGCUUCAAGGCGGCGCCUCCGCCAGGUGCCCCUGUGUUCUCACCUGGCAAGUUCCAGGUGUCUGCCGCCGCCAUGUUCACCCCCAGCACCCAGACGCCAUACCUCCAGGUUGAGCAACAACAGCAGUCAUCCCUUCCCACAGUACAUCGGCAAGUGUACUCACCCAGUGUCCCCAAACCAUACUCACCUAGCGGGCAACGGCCUUACUCCCCGGCUGGGCAACCAAGCCCCGCACCCUUUUCUCCUCUAAGUGUUUCCUCGCCUUUGUCCCCGGCCACUCCCUCCCAGUCCUUCUCGCCUUCCUCCCUUGGGAGCGGACCCAUGUUUAACGUGCGCAAUAAUCUCGGCAAGGGCAAAACACUCUGGCAGCCUAACAUGUGGCUGCCGGGCCAGGAACCCAACCAACAGCAGUCACAACCAAAGAACCAGCAACAACAACAACAACAGCAGCAGCAAAGAGAUCGCCCCUCGGAGAACGUGGAGGUGCCCCCGCGGAUGUCUGUCAAAGAACGUCAGCAGAUGCUGCUGAACCAGACGGCGGUGAACAAGCACUCACUCAGCGCCCGACAGAUGGAGCCCGCCAUCUUUCAGCUGCAGUCGCCGCCAGAGGAUGAACCCUUCAUCAAUUCCCAUAUUUUGCACGUCUUCGGGCCACCCGUGGAGAUCACACCCUGGGGUCCCCGACGGGACAGUGCGGGGGAGGAGCUGGCCCUCGUGAGAACAGACAGCGUGGAAAGCGUGCCCUCCAGUCCCGGCUCCUCGCUCAUCCGUAGGAAGAAAAAGCUCUACUCCGACUCUGCGUUUUACGAAGACCCCGAACACAAGUACCCGACCAUCCAGGAGCAGAUGAAACUGUGCCGCAUCAUCUCGCAGUCCCUGACGUCAGCAGCCAAUCGCAAGGCGCGCGGUGCCAAGAUGUUCGCGCGGCGCAAGCGCAAGUCGAGCCGCUGGGUUCACGAGGGCCACAGCGAGUGGUCAUCCUCUGCAGGCGACGUCGCCAACCUCGACGAGUUGGACAGCGAGCUGAGCCCUGACGAGGGAGGCAACAAGGUGCUCUUCACGUUCCGCAUCCCCAGCGUCAAACACCGCGUGUCCAGCCCGGAGAGCAACACCAAGAUGAGCUUGAAGAAGGAUGAGUUUGAGCGUCUGCGACUGCAGGCUGCCAAGUGCGACCACACGGCCGUGUCCCCCGGCACGUGCUUCGACAUCGCUGCCGACCUUAAGGCCAGCAAGGGUCGCGCCGGCCGUCUUUUCGAGCGACGCAAGAACCGCGCGGACAAGUUCAUCAUCGACGAGACCAACGCGCGCUCCCCCGGCCCCCGGACGCCCAGGCUGGAGGACCUGCUCAAGACGCCGCUCAAGUCGCAGUUGUCGCCGUGGGAAGCAGCUCAGUCGGACGAUGCCGGGCGCGUGGACGCGGCCUUUGACCACCUGACGGACGUGGAGCGCAUGCAGAAGCUGAACCAGAUGCUCAAGUACAAGCCACCCAAAGCCGCCGUCCCUGACCUCGCGCCCACCCCUUACACCGGCCCCCACACCGACCUUCGCAGCGACACCCAGCCACACCUUCUCAGGGACGUAACUUCAACCGAAUGGCAAGGGGUUGGCCGGGUGGAGCCGACAGCGGCUCUCGUGUAUCAGCGGCAGCUGCUUCAUCCCACGUCGUGUCACAGCCAGCCACUCGUCCCGCCAGCGCCAUUCUCGAUCCAAAAGCACAAGGGCCGAAGGUCCAGUUUGGUGACUACAACCCCCGCCCCAAGGCCUGGCAAGGGGGACAACCUCAAGGAAACUCCUUCUCGUGUCCCCCAUCCAUGUCGACGUCAUGGGCUUCCAGUGACUUUGAGGCUGCCGCCCAGUCCCCCCAGACUGAUCUGUACUCCCCCGAUCUCUUGCCCGCCACGGAUUUGUAAAGGGGAGAGGGGCUGGGCUGGGGCACUCCCUGUGUCCUCUACACAGUCCGACUCGUACCACGUCUUAGGGUGCGGUCAGGGGAGAUCAUUAGCGAGUUACUGCCCCUAACCGUUUGUUCCAACGCCCUCACCUGUCAGUCAAGUGGUCAAAUCAAGCUCAGGACAGGCUUGUGUAGCAAACCUUCUCGAAUCCCACCUGUUUGUCUUUAAAGUUUUGAGUGAUAUGUUGUGAUCGUAGUUUGAGGUCAGUGUAGCGAGUCUCGAAUACAAGAUAAAAGAUGCUUCAUCAUCAGCGGCGAUAAACACACAUCGCGUCUGCACCACCUGCAUCUGGGUGGACCACCCGACACUCCAGCUGAAGUAACUCUGUCUGUCGAUCGUUUUGUCAAGGUGUCUACAUGAAAUGAUUCGAGGAGAAAACUACAGAACGAAGAAGGUGGGAGAGGGGUGAGGUCAAACACUUUCCUAACGUCUGUUUUAUCGCCGUAACGAAAGCAGCCAAAGCUCCUGUCGUCUCUUACUACUGUGUACAUCAACUACUAAAGCAGCAAGAGUCACUCUCUGUACAUUAACAGCUUUCGCCAACAUUUCUCUCGCCCUUCAGUUCAGAAAAAGUGCCUAAAAACCAAACAGGUUUUGAGUCGUUUCAUUAAAACCAUUUUAACUGUCACACACAACUUGUCCAGUCACGUGACACGAUGUGCAAUGUGUGGCACUGAAUCAAGUUUCGUCCUGCCCAGGAAUGUUUCAGACAUUCUAGAACUGCAAUAUAUUCCCGCAGUUGUAGAUAUUUGAUAAAACGUAUGUCACGAAGAAACGAAAGUGAUUCCACAGAAGCUGGAAGUUACAUCAUGUUUCCAAAGAAUUUGUUUAAACCUUGCAUACGGAUCUUUGAACCUUGCAGUAGAGGUAGAGUUGUGGUCAACAAAGAACACUUUACUAGUCUUUCCGUCUCUUCUAUGCUGAAGCUACUUGUCUGCUUCUCGUCACGUCUGGCCAUCAGGAAUGUUGAUACCAUCCGAUGAGACGUCUACCACCUUCAUCCUGUGUAAUUCAACGAAAUAACAAGAACGACAAACCUGACGAUGGUGAUGAUGACGAUGAUGAUGCACCACUUUCCUAUAAGCGUGCCUUGACCUGCCUGCUAUACAUGACGUAGAGAAAGUGUAGAAUCACGUAGCACGUGACACGGAGGCCGACGUGCAGCUCGCACCCUGACGAUCACGGCGUGUACUCGAUCUUCAGUUUUUCAUCGAACGAUUGAACGAUUGUCGUGCGUUUAUUCGGCGUGCAUUCUGUAACCGACGUUUGAUUGACUUGUUGGAGGGAUUUCCUCUAGCGGCGUCUGGUAUUCUGUUGACAAGCGUGUAGCUACAAAGUGUUUGUGUACAAGAGUUCAAGGUCAGCAAGAAGUUGGAUUUGCGAAGACAAGAGGUGUGAGACCGACCUUCCAAAGCCUGUAUUUUUGCUGUAUAUUUUGAGCUGAUAACAUUUCCCUUGUGCACACCUCGUUUGCAUUUUGCAUAUCUGUUUGAUCCUGUAACUAGUUUGGAUGCUGAUAUUUCUUAUUCUUUCCAAGUCCAGGAAGUCGUGGAGACAAGAGAGCAUCGGGACGUAGCAGCCAGAGCUGAUCAACGUGUUGUUAGUCCAGACUAGAUGCACGCACGUUACUUUACCUGUACCUUUGAUGCUCACCGCAUGUUGUUACACAAAUGCCUCUAGUGUCUGGACUUUGUGCGCGCUGUUACCACACGUCCACGUUUACACAUGAGUGAUUGUGAUAUUAUAUUGCCUCGUAUUAAAUGCUGCUGCUUUGACAACCCUCCCUCUAUUCACCCACCUUACCUCCUCCCGGGCAGGCUAGCUUUGAGGUAAGGCAGGUAACCUGAAGGCGAAACCCUCUGAUGUAAAACUACUUUCUAAUCAGUGGUGAAGCUACUUCCAGUUGUUGUCACCAGCAGCAGGUCACCCAGGGUGUUCUGGGGUCUAGGCAGAGAGGUGGGGAGCAGCAGGGGUCGUGCGCAACUGUAGCGACUCACGUGAGCCAAAACCCCUUCGCUCAGCUGCCCCAUCCCUCUUCCCCAUCCCUCCCACUGUCUUCCAGCCAGGAGUCCUACGGAAGAAAGUGUGUGGCUGGAUAGGGGCUGGUGAGAUUCCAUCAAACCUGGAGCUGGCUGCGCCUCCAACAGGUAGGUGUCGUUACCGUGCCAACUUCGUCAGAUGAACCAGGCACUGUCAGUGGCACGCGCUUUUCUUCCAGCAGGUAACAGGCGUCACCUGUACCAGCUUCGUCAGGUGCCUCACGCCCUGUCUUUGAAUCUUGGCCUGACCAGACGCGGGACAUGGGCUCUUGUGACUCGCCUUUCGCUUUCGUCACUGCCCCCCACCCCCUGGCUGUCUGGCUGGCUGGCUGGCAAGGGGCGACAAGCACACAUGUCACGCCUGACUGGCGUCAAACUGGUGACGUCAUUGCGUAGGUAGCCGUCUGAGCAUCACCUGGCUUGGGCUGGAGAUAAUCAGGUGUAAAUACAAGCAAUGCUUUAGCUAAAAUAGUCCAUCAGUAUACUGCCACCGGAUAAAAAAUACUAGAACAUGGUCUACUGGUAGGCUGCAUAGUCUGGCCCUAUUUGUUUCUAAGCAUUGUAAAUGGCAAUGAAGAACUGGCACAAAGCUCAACAAUCUCGAUUUCACAGUUCAUCUAAUGUGCACACGAUUAGCUAACCUCCACUUUGUGUACACUUAGUUUUACUCCUGUUAACGGCGUGCUUUCACAGGUUGUAUACGAGAUCACUUGCCUUAAUAAGUGUAUUCACACACUGCACGCGAAAUCACUUCUGCUAAUGAGUGCAUUCAAACACUGCGAAACCACUUCUGUUAAAAAACACAAUCACACACUGUAGGCAAGCUUUAUAGAGAAUUAUGUGGCAGUCAGUGAGUAUUUUCCUCAACUCCUCGAUCUGUAGGCACCAGUGGCAGGGCGUUGCUGUGUAACAGUAUCAUUCUGCUACACCAGACAUUCUAUGCGCAGUCUGGCUGUCUGCUUGUGUUGAUUAUUCAGCUAGUCCCGAGCGACAUAUUGGCACCAGGCUCAUUUUGCUGCAGCAGCUCUCAAACAAACGAAGAGCAUCGUGAAAGACAAUGUGAAACUGUGAAAGACAAUCUCCGAUUGCCUAGCAACGUCUCACAUCAGCGAUGAGUUAAUUAACUGUGCUGUGACUGCACCAAAGUAGGUGUAGACAUAAUUAUGAAGGAUUAGCACUAUAAAAAUUACACCGUUAAUUAAGAAGAUCUAAGCAUAAUUAUGCAGAGUUGCCACUAAAUAUUAAUCAAUUAUCGUUCUCAUUUGCGGGACUCAAUUUUACAAAAUAUUUAAACAGCUUUUCCCAGUCUGCAACCUACUUUCUAUCGUCAGGUCCGAGCGAUAUAAACUCGAUCAGUACAUGAAUACUUGGCACAUCACGACCUUUGUCCUUAUCCAUUCGAGCAUCAGCUAAAACACUCUUGCAGGUAGCUUUCCCAGUCGUUGUGCCAAUGUCGGGGUUGGGGUGGAGGGGGAGAUGUGCCAAAAAGCAAACCACGGAGUUAGGAAUGCAAGGCGGCGGUACUGGCAAGUCAUUGUGCCGCAGCUUGUGGCAGUUCUCCUGCAUCUCUGAUACAUGUACCCACCCCCACGCACCCAACACACGAAACUGGCGGGUGAGAUGUACUGGGUGAUUGUUGUGUGCCGCCGGAGCUCGCCGACAAGCGAGAGGAUACUCUUACCACGCGCUAAGCCACGGCGCGCGCCAUAUUAGGUCAGCAGCGCCCUCAGUCCCGCGGCGCCCUCUAGUGCCGGGCUGUCACAGCAACCAUCAGCACCAGGCUGUUAACUCGCCAUCAAGUGCUGUUAUCGACGAAGACACUUGAUAAAGGAACAGAGAAUGUGUACAUGCGAGGCUAGCGAUAGGUUUCUGCGGUAGAAGUUUUCAAAGCGAAGUGGAGAAUAGUGGGUACACUUCCACCCUAAAUACUGAGCGUGGUGUAAAAUUCUGGGAGUGCAACCAUUUAAUUAACUGACAUGCGCAGUAUAGUCAUCUCCAGCUGAUGGCGUCUGGGUGUUCAGAUGCGGUGUAUUUGCUGUCAAAGCAUAUCUGCUGUCUAACGUGGGACAUUUUGCCUGCAACUGCCCGGUGCCUGCAGUGAGCUCUCAGACCCGCCUGGUGCCAGAGUUGCAGCACACAGUGCGGCAUCCGACUGCGGCCUGCCAAGUUCGCGCUGUUCCUGUGCACUAGGGCGCAUGCGCACCUAUGCAAGCUGAAUGUAUGCGGCUUAUAGGGCUAGAGCUUGCAUCUCCUUUCCUUGCGUAAAAAUGUCCACAGAUUUCUGUGUACUGCCCACAAGACAUCGUGAAAAGAAAUGUUGAUGUGUGUGAACUGUGACAAACCCAGCUCUGCUGCGUGUCUAGAGUUGUUAUGAGAUAAUAAUUAUAGUUUACCUGCAUUUCGCCAGGUGCCGCUCGGGUUGUUGUGCAAUAGUCCACAUGGCUCACUUUAUUUUUAGUAGAUUAUGUAGAGAGUGUUUGCAUUCCGUCUAAGCCAUUAUGUCCAUUUACCACUUUGGUGAUGGAAGUAGUGUGGAAAAAAGUUUUAUAUACGGUUGUUUUGUUUUGCAUUUAUGGUUGUGGAAAUGUUUCCACUGCGCACUGUGAACUCCCUCAUUCCUCAUGGGCGAGGAACGGGAACUCUGUAGACGCUCAUUCCUGCCCUCCAUCAAAUAAUCUCCCUUUAGAGAAGGCACGCUGAAGGUGUGACCUAGCGUUUGUUCAGUGUAGCCAGAACUACAGUCCGACAGCCCACACGGCUAAGAUUUGUUGAAGAAAGAAUAAAGAAUCUGAGUCAAGUCUAAA